Messenger RNA from Cicer arietinum (chickpea), 2441 nucleotides. RefSeq names its product probable methyltransferase PMT10. Gene Ontology annotation, cellular component: cytoplasm; trans-Golgi network; endosome. The record is from RefSeq and is a predicted model, not a curated record. Lineage: Eukaryota; Viridiplantae; Streptophyta; Magnoliopsida; Fabales; Fabaceae. Gene Ontology annotation, molecular function: methyltransferase activity.
UAGGUUUCUGAAAUCCGUGUGUAUUUGUCACUGUCUCGUGCUUACACCGCUACACCACAGACAAAACCAUACACCUCAUUCUCGUAUCGCAUCCUUUACAUGCAAUUUUAAUUUCAUAUCAUAGCAACGUCGUGACUUACACGCUCAAUCAAAAUCAAAUCCAUUCCUCUCUUCACCAUCAAAAAUAAAUAGCAACAUCCUUUCUCAUCAGCAACUCUAUAACAUCGUUGAUGAUGAAGUCUCUGGAUAUUCUGAAAACUCCUUCUUCAGUUAAAAUCACAGCACUCACACUCUUCUCGCUAACCCUUCUCAUUUUCAUCUUCACUCGUUACUCCUCAACAACCACCUUAACCAUCUCACAUCUCACCUUUUUCUCCCCUUCUCCAAGUCACCACCAACAACAACAACCAAAACCUCUCCGUGUCCCUCCGUUACCGUCACUCGACCGAAUCGGUCUCUUAGACCAAAACGGCGUCAUGACGGACAAUUUCACUCUCGGUAGCAACGAUGACUCAUUAUUGUUAAAUUGGAAUAUGAACAAUGAUGAUUUGGUUCCUGUGGUGAUGGAGAAGAAGGUGGUGGAGAAGUAUAAGAUUUGUGAUAUGAGUAUGGUGGAUUAUAUACCUUGUUUGGAUAAUGUGGAAGAGAUUGUGAAGUUUAAUGUGAGUUUGAGAGGGGAGAAAUAUGAAAGACAUUGUCCUCAACAAGGGAAGGGUUUGAAUUGCAUUGUUCCUAGGCCUAAUGGUUAUAAGAGACCUAUUCUUUGGCCCAAGAGUAGAGAUGAGAUUUGGUUCAGUAAUGUACCCCAUACACGUCUGGUUGAAGAUAAAGGUGGCCAAAAUUGGAUAUCAAUAAAGAAGGAUAGAUUUGUUUUUCCAGGAGGUGGAACACAAUUUAUACAUGGCGCCGAUAAAUAUCUGGAUCAAAUUUCAGAGAUGGUUCCUGACAUUGCAUUUGGUCACAACUCAAGUGUUGCUUUAGAUAUUGGCUGUGGAGUGGCAAGUUUUGGUGCAUUUUUGAUGCAACGUAAUGUGACCACUCUUUCAAUAGCACCAAAAGAUGUUCACGAAAACCAGAUUCAGUUUGCCCUUGAGCGUGGCGUGCCUGCCCUUGUAGCAGUAUUGGCUACACAUCGUUUACCAUUCCCAAGCCAGGCAUUUGACCUUAUCCAUUGUUCAAGAUGCAGAAUUAAUUGGACUCGUGACGAUGGAAUUUUGCUUCUUGAGGCCAACAGGCUUCUGAGAGCAGGUCGGUACUUUGUGUGGGCAGCACAGCCUGUAUACAAACAUGAAGUGAGUCUUCAAGAACAAUGGAAAGAAAUGGAGAACCUGACAGCUCGCAUGUGUUGGGAACUUGUACUGAAAGAGGGUUAUAUUGCUAUAUGGAGGAAACCUAUGACAAAUAGCUGCUACCUAAGUCGUGACAUGGCUGUGCAUCCUCCAUUAUGUGACUCCAAUGAUGAUCCAGAUGAUGUUUGGUAUGUUGGUCUUAAGGCAUGCAUAACUCAAUUACCUAAUAAUGGAUAUGGAUCGAAUGUUACUAACUGGCCUUCACGCCUUCGUCAACCACCAGACAGGCUUCAAAGCAUCCAAAUGGAUGCCGUUAUAUCCAGACAGGAACUCUUUAAUGCAGAAUUAAAAUAUUGGAAUGAAAUAAUAGAUAGUUAUGUGCGGGCUUACCGUUGGAAGGAGUACAACUUAAGAAAUGUAAUGGACAUGAGGGCAGGAUUUGGAGGGUUUGCUGCAGCUUUGCAUGAUCUCCAGAUUGACUGUUGGGUUAUGAAUGUUGUUCCUGUCAGUGAAUUCAAUACGUUGCCUGUUCUAUAUGAUCGAGGGCUAAUAGGAGUUAUGCAUGAUUGGUGCGAGCCAUUCGAUACAUACCCAAGAACAUAUGACCUGCUACAUGCAGCGGGUCUUUUCUCUGUUGAAAAAAAGCGGCAAAAGUGUAACAUCUCAACCAUUAUGCUCGAGAUGGAUCGGAUGCUAAGACCAGGUGGUUAUGUAUAUAUACGUGACUCCGUACGCAUUAUUAAUGAGCUCGAAGAAAUUGCGAAAGCAGUGGGAUGGAUUACUGCUCAGAAUGAUAUAGGAGAGGGUCCAUAUGCAAGCUGGAAGAUAUUAAGGUGUGAGAAACGUUUCUGAAUUGCUCAAUUGUGUAUCAGUAACCAACAGAUUCAUCAUAUAUUGGCUCAUGCAAUCAGAACAUGGUAAUCUACCUAUAGUGCCAGAAAUGUGACAACCCUGGCAUUCUUAAUCAAGAGCCAGUUCUAUAUUUAUAAUAGUUUAGUUUGUAUUUAUUGACUGUAUAUUUUUUUAGAUAGAUGUCCAAUCAAAUUUCAUUCUUUUUCAAUAGAUGAGAACCAAAUUUCAUUAUUUAAUCAUGUAAUAAUAUUAGUUUCUAUAGUUUCGAAAUAAAUGUGAUUGGAUGCACGUUUUUUAUUA